Ixodes scapularis (black-legged tick) is the source of this 2047-nucleotide messenger RNA. RefSeq names its product carboxypeptidase Q. Gene Ontology annotation, molecular function: metallodipeptidase activity. NCBI's taxonomy places the organism in Eukaryota, Metazoa, Arthropoda, Arachnida, Ixodida, Ixodidae. Gene Ontology annotation, biological process: proteolysis; peptide catabolic process. The coding region runs from base 1 to 1386 and encodes 461 amino acids. The record is from RefSeq and is a predicted model, not a curated record. The transcript has 5 exons.
AUGGCGGCGUUCCUCGUCUCUCUUGUGCUCGUGUUCCUGGCGUCGCGUCAGGCCAACGCCGUGUGUAUCGUGCCAGAGGAGCAGUUUGCGGAGCUGCGGAAUGCCAGCGAAGAUGUGCGCAAGAUCAUCGCCUUCUUCACUAGCGGGAACGAGAAAGGCGUGGCGUACCAGCAGAUGGUGCAAUUCGUGGACAAGUACAGCGAGCGCAUUCUGGGCAGCGCCACGCUGGAGAAGUCCAUCGACCACCUGGUCGAGAAGCUUCGGUUGGAUCGCUUCCAGGACGUGCACACCGAGGACGUGCUAGCCGUGCGCUGGAAGCGCCAGGGAGAGGUGGCACGACUCGUCAAGCCGGAGUCCCGCCGGCUCAAGAUCCUGGGACUGGGCGGCUCCGUGGGGACGCCUCCCGGAGGCGUGACGGCGGCCCUAAGCGUCGUCCGCUCCUUCGACAACCUCCAGGCAGUGAGCGGUCGGAUCGUGCUGUACCUGCCGGAGUGGAAGGGCAGCGGCAACUACGCCAGCUACCUGCUGCGGGGCACCAGCCAGGCGGCCCGGCAGGGCGCCUUGGCCUGCCUGUUUAGGGCCCCCGAACCCCUGACGGGCACGGCCCUGUACGCGGGCCUCACGGGCUACGACAAGGGCACGCCACGCAUCGCGGCCGCCGUGCUCACCAAGCUGGAUGCCGACCUGCUGGCCAGGAUGACCAAGAGAGGAGAGGAGGUGCAGGUCUACCUCAAGCUGGAGCCCGGAGAUCCUGAGCAGGUCGUCUCCAGGAACAUCGUGGCCGACUGGAUGGGGACUAAGUACCCCAAGGAGUACAUUAUGGUGGGUGCCCACAUCGACAGCUGGGACAUCGGUCAGGGUGCGGUCGACAACGCGGCCGCCAUCUUCGUCAUCUGGAGUGCGCUGUCGGCGCUCAAGAAGCUCCAGCUGCGGCCCAAGAGAACCGUGCGCUUCGUCGUGUGGACGGCCAAGGAGCAGGGCGGGGAAGGAGCGACCGAGUUCUACCGUCGUCACGCUUCGGACAGCGGAAACGUCAGCCUCGCCCUGGAGCUCGACUUGGCCGCCUUCGCGCCCCUGGGCCUGGCGCUGUCGGCGGUCAAGAACAACGACACUGUGUGCAUUGCCAGGGAGAUGCUGAAGGAGUUCGAGCAAAUCGGCGCUAACCAGUUGCUGAAGGGCGGCAGCGCGACGCAACUCAAACACUGGAGGAUCGCCGGCGUGCCCGUCGCAGGACUCGUGACCGCCUGGUACUACCACGAGGACAUGCGACACACGGAGGCGGACACGGUGUCCGGCAUCAAUGCCGAGGACUUGGACCUCUGCGCCGCCAUGUUGGCCGGCCUCCUUCACAUGGUGGGUCAGAUGGAACGCAAGCUGCCACGCUGACUGCACAAAAACACGGGCUUCGCCCAUACCAUCUAGAAAAUGAGGUACGCGCCUCCUCCCCCCCCCCCCCCCCUUCUUCGCACCAAGCGUCAUCGCUAGGGGAUCCAAACAGCAUCGCCUAGGUUGUGUCGGCGUCGCUGCCAGCGCAUCGUGCGGCGUCUGACAACGAUCGUGACGCCAGCACGCGGCGACGCCAAGAUGGACGUGUCUGCCGUUUUGCGGUUUCUCUUGUUGAGCUUGGCGUGUUUGGCACUUUUGAGGAGGGUUGGGGAUCCGCUAACGAAGACGUGAUGCGCGGGCCUUGUCUUCUAGGUAGUAUUGGCUAGGCCAGCGGUUAUGUAUUUUCUUCCACCGCGGGUCUCCCGUAUCCUUUCUAAUUGAAUCAGAACGUUUUGUCGAACGCCUAAAAGACACGAAAGUUUCACAUGACUGUAAGCGUGACACUUGGUUAGAAGAAAGAAAACGCGGAAGACAAAAAAAAAAAGAGUUCUUGUUUGUCUUUUUUUGUUUCCCUUUGCAUUUUCCUUUUCUUACCCCACUCUCAGGUUUACAAUCAUGCUGAACUUACACCAGUUCGCCUGCAGUCUGACUAUUUUUACGAAGGUUGCUGUGACCACAGUCAAUACAACACACUAUUUUAUUCGCACCUAAAGUACUGUCG